GAUAAAGGGUAUACUUAUUACAGUAUUUAACUUAGUCAUUUUCACAAUAUACUCUAUUAUUUUUGUUUUCUAGUGAAGAGAGUACAACCUUAAUUUUUUUUUUUGAGGAAAGAGAGUACAACCUUAAUUAUCUUGACAUUAUUAAUAAAAAUAAAUAGUUAAUAAAGUGGUUAAUAAUUAUUCAAGUAUCGUCUAAAUUCUUUUCAUUUUCCACCUCUCAAAAAAUAGCACAAAAAUUAACCAUUUUCAAAAAUUUUAAGAGUAAGAAUACCCCGCUAAAAUGUGAUCUUUACUAAAUUCAAAUCAACUCUUUUUAUAAAUACCCAACUUAAAAUGCUUUCAUCUCAAAACUCAUAACCAACUCACAGCAGCAGUUAGAGAGAGAAAGAAUGGCGAUGGUGAGUCCAGUUGCAGAGCAGCUCCAUAACCACAAUCAUCAUACGCACAUGACAGAGCAAAUGAUCAAUUUCAAGCUCAAGGAAAGGAAGCAGCUCUCUCUCGAAAACUACCUUUCCUUCCUCCAAUCUGCCGAUUCUGCCAACUUCACCGCCAAUCAACUCAAUAUGAUAAUUUCAAUCCAUGGAUUCAAGAAGGUCAGUCAACGGAAGAAAGCUGAAGAAGCACUGAAGCAACUCGAGCCAAUCGAUGCAGCACGAUCAACUCUGACUGAAGACAUUUCAUCAUCAAUCAAAGCAAACAUGGACUUCAACGAAGCAAUCAAGGAUCUCAAAGCUCUCAAUUGGCAAGAGUGCUCAAUCACUUCCUUCAAAUCAAUCAAACCAGAAAAUGACAAACUUGUCCUCGUCUCUCCUUCAACUGCAACAACCACCAAAUCAGGAUCUCUGAAGGCGAAAAAGAAGCCUAAGUUAGCAUCGUCGAUGAUUAGCUCAGGCAGUGUUCCGAAUGACAGUGGUGGUUCUGGUACUAGUCAAAGUUUGGUUCCUGUAUUUCCUUCUGCAACAGCUACCAAAAUGCGGAAAACUGUAAAGAGGCAGAAGUUAGCAUCAUUGACAGAGAGCUCCUGCAGUGGUCCUAGCAUUGACAGUGGCAGUGCUUCUGGUGGUUGUUCGUCGUCUUCACUUUCAGCAGGAGGAGGGAAGAGAGGUGGUGGGAAGAAAAUGCUCCAUGCAAUAGUCUGCCUAGGGGCUAAUUAGCAGUACUGAAAGAUAGUUCAUACUGAGCCUCACCAGGAUUAAUUUGGCUGUUUUAAAUUUUUAAUACUCCUAAUCACGUUUUCGUGAAGUUUUUAGUGCUGUUAACUACAAUUUGUUUCUCAGUGGUGGAGUAUGUGCAUUUGAUUUUGUUUAGUUCCACUGGAAAUACUUUAUCAGAUACUGUAAUUUUUGGAUUUGUCUAUGCUACUUGAAGAGAUUUUUCUAUUCCUAAUUUUGUCAAUUAAAUUCAUAUGAAACAUUG
Messenger RNA from Chenopodium quinoa (quinoa), 1416 nucleotides. RefSeq lists its product as uncharacterized. The record is from RefSeq and is a predicted model, not a curated record. Lineage: Eukaryota; Viridiplantae; Streptophyta; Magnoliopsida; Caryophyllales; Amaranthaceae. The transcript is spliced from 3 exons. Bases 390 to 1154 code for a protein of 254 amino acids.